Messenger RNA from Mucor velutinosus, 1644 nucleotides. RefSeq lists its product as uncharacterized. Bases 1 to 1644 code for a protein of 547 amino acids. The transcript has 4 exons. The record is from RefSeq and is a predicted model, not a curated record. Lineage: Eukaryota; Fungi; Mucoromycota; Mucoromycetes; Mucorales; Mucoraceae.
AUGAUCAACAACCUCACAUCCUCUGCCUUCAAGAAACCCAUGCUUCCGACCCCGACUCCCAAACUCGCCUCAACUUACAACUCCAAGCAACAUCUUCUAUAUGGUCAUCGCACUGCGGGAUAUCCAGAUAGAUAUAUCUUUUAUGAUCAGUUACUUCAACGCUCCUUCUUCCAAACUCUCAUCACCAACAUGAACACGGCGGAAGGUCUACACAACAAUCACCUGUCCAAUGUCACCAAUGCCCCAUCUAUAGUCGUUGGUGAUUUUAACUACAAUUUCCGCCGAUACCGUCCACCAUCUAUUGUCAAACCAGCUAGCAUUCAAUUACAAUGGCUUUUUCAUUCGAUGCUCACCCACUACUAUCAGGAAAACACUCAUGAAUUAAUCCACGAACCUCAAGUACCUACCUUUCGUCGCAACACUACGUUCACUACCAUCGAUUAUAUGUUCUUGAAUCCUCAACUGAUGGACUUCCGUACUGACCAGUUUGUCCACUUGGACUGGACUGACCAUGCGAUGCUGUCUACCCAACUAACUUUUGAUAAUCCAGAUCUCGGUAAAGGUUUGUGGCGAGCCAAUCCACAAUUAGUCCACAACGAAUACUUCUGCCAACGCCUGUUCACUAAGCUUGACGAUUUCCACACCCUUCUCGCUUCCAAUGCUAAUGAUCUCACUCCACAAGUCAUUUGGGAUCAAAUCAAGGAAUUAACUCGACAGGUAGCCAAAUCUUGUAGUCGUCGUCAAUCGGAAUGGCGUCGCCGUCUACUUCGUCGUCUCCAAAGCAAGCGGAACAAGCUGCUACGACUCUACAAAACGACUCAAGGGGAGAAAUCCGCUGGUUUCCUCAAGCGUCUUACCUCCCAGCGAUCCCAACAACAAGCCAUCCCCACUCUUCAACACCCCAUCUCCUCCUCCGAUUGUGCGACCACAAAGGACAAACGGGCAGCUGCUGUAGCUUACUACGAACGGCUCUACACUGCGGAUAUAGUGGACACCGAAGCGAUUCGCUACUUUACUGAUCAGAUUCCCCAUACUGACAAAAUUCUAGAUUCAGACCACCCUUUUGGCAUUGAUUCGCUACCAUAUGCCAUAAUUCAAUUGCUUUUCACCCACCCACUCACCGCUGCCAUUGCUCUCCGUGUUUAUUUUGACGCCUUGUCAGACGGCGUACUCCCGCAAUCGUGGCAAGAAACUUGUCUGGUCUUGCUCCCUAAGAAAGGUGAUCCUGCCUUGUUGCAGAACUGGCGUCCCAUUAGUCUUAUCUGUUGUGAUGCCAAAAUCUUCACUCGGCUUUUGAAUGCUCGGCUCAUGCUCCACUUCGGCACACGAUUGACCACCUCACAACCCGGCUUCAUGCCCCAUCACUUCAUUGGCGAACCAGCCAUGACCCUACAUUGCGCUCUGUCCCUCGCCACUGCCACCCAUUCUACGUCAAUCGCCUUGUUGUUAGAUCAAGAAAAGGCAUAUGACCGUGUCAACUUGGAGUACCUCACCGCUGUACUCACAGCUUUUAACAUGCCACCUUCUCUAAUCUCAUCACUGCUUUCUUUGUUUACUAACACGCAGGUACGGGUCAACAUCAACGGUGUGGAAUACAUCCACUAUGAUCUGCAUUCCGACAGUUCCUCCAGUUACCAGAUUUAG